Molecule: messenger RNA, 940 nt
Organism: Rhipicephalus sanguineus (brown dog tick)
Lineage: Eukaryota; Metazoa; Arthropoda; Arachnida; Ixodida; Ixodidae
Exons: 4
Coding region: 533-934 (133 amino acids)
Source: RefSeq, a predicted model, not a curated record
CUGGCUGCAAACGCGGUACCACGACGCUGCGUGGGCCGAAAUGGAUGUGGCCCGAGUCGCACGUGAUCCCUCACCUUCGUGACUCGCUAGCUAAUAACGCAAGCGUAACGCAUGGUCGCUGCGUAGAUUCGGCCCUGCGUUCACGAUCCGCACGGGUCGGAAGAAGGCGAACCGUUCACAAAUCAUGCGGCCGUAUGCAAAUACGAGGAUUUGCCUAGAGGGGACAGACGUCUCGAGGCAGCGCCGUGAAUCAAGGCGCACGCCAUCAAAAGGAUUCCCGCUUACCCCCUACGUUUGAAGGCCGGAAAUUGAAGAUGGCUGCGAAGACGGCUCACUGCGGGUCUGCGGCGAAGUUUCUGAGUUUCUACUCGCGGUACGAAGCUAUCACCACCUCAGGUGCCGAAAAUCGGCAAACUAAUCGGAUCACGAAAGGUAGAGGGUUAGCUGUGUCGAGUGCGUCACUUACACUCGGACGACACCAAACGUCGAGUUCGAGAGGCGGCUUGACUCGACGCUGGCUGGAACGGUAGCCAUGGCCGACAGGAUGUCGCUGCUGCUUGCCGCCAUGUUGGUCUCCUCUGCUGCCGCGAUUGAGACCGGAAAUAGGAAAGUUAUUCGAUGCUUCUGGGGCAAGUGUAGUGUGAUCCACGGGCCCUGGAAGAAGUGCGUGCCGAACGAGCAGUGCGACGGCAGCGAGUUGCGCUGCGAGCGACAGUGCAUCCUGGAGCACACGGGCUGCCCGCCGAAGCACACACCGGGCUCGUGCCACAAGGACCUGUUCGCGUGGAAGUGCUCGACGCAGCACACUUGCCCCCAAGGAAGGCGCUCUGCCCGCUGCCACAAAACCUGCCUGCCGCGCGAUGCCCGCCGCCGUUAUGGGCACCAUAACAGCUUCCUCAGCCACAUCCCUUUCAUCAGCGAGUUCUUCCAAUAAAAAACA